AUGAGUACCCAACUUCAAUAUGAUGAUGAUGACAAUGGUCUCUUCACCAAUAAGUCCACGAUGAUGGCCAAUUUUGAAGAGUGGAUCAAGAUGGCAACAGACAAUAAAAUCAAUUCAAGAAAUAGUUGGAAUUUUGCAUUAAUUGACUAUUUCCAUGAUUUGAAUGUGUUGAAGGAUGAGGAAGAUAAUAUUAAUUUCCAAAAAGCUUCGGCUACGUUGGACGGUUGUGUCAAGAUCUAUUCCCAUAGAGUUGAUUCUGUAGCUACUGAGACGGGUAAGCUAUUGAGUGGGUUAGCUGAACGUAAGAAAAAGCAAACUAAUGCUGAUGGUAGUGGUAAAGAUGCUGAUGGAAACGAGAAAGGAACUGAUUCCGAUCAUGAAGACAGUUUGGAAAUCGAUCCUUUAACUGGGAUGCCUGUAGCAAGAGAAGAUCCAGAGGCGCUAGCUAAAAAAAAGCGAACAUAUAACAGAGUGCUUGAAACUACGUUGGUUGACUUUGAAAGUAUAAGAGUUAAAGAUUUAGCCCAGAAUCUAAGCAUUGAUCCUUUAUUCAAAAAAGCACUUGCCGACUUCGAUGAAGGUGGUGCUAAAAGUUUACUAAUAAACACGCUUCAUGUUGAUAAUGAUUUAAGAGUCGUUUUUGAUGCAACAACAACUGAGCAUGAACUAGAGCAUCAAACGAAUACUUCGGAAUCCAUAUCAUCGGGUGAAAAUAGUGUUAGGAAAAAUGGCAAUGAAGAAGAAGUACUUACUGAAGCGGCUGAGCCUAGGCAGCAGGAGGAAGAUGGAGAAGAAGAUAAUGAAGAUGAUGAUGAUGAUAAUGAUGAAGUGGACCAUGAUAUCAGCAUGAUUUCAACUCCUGACACAUCCGUAACAUUAAUAGAAGAUGAUAUUCUAGAUCUUGGUGUUAAGUUUUUAGACUUCAACACCAUUGAAAUGUCAACGAUAUGUCCAUCUAUGGACCAACUUCAGAGUGCAGUAGCUGAUAUUGGGAAGGCUAAAUCUUUUGUGGAAGGUGUGAACGAACAGUCGAACAACUUUUUAAGCGAAAAAGAUUUACAAACGUUACCAGAAGUUGAUGAUGGUAUAGAAUCCAACUACGAUUUACCACCGGACGAUGAUGCGGACAUCAUAGACGGUGCAGGUUCGAUAAACUACGAUAUACAACAAAGUUUUCAUGGUUCAGAACAUCAAGGUGGAGCAAGCAAUUACCAAAAUAUAUCUCAGGUAGAAGAAAAAUCAUUCUUAGAUUCGAGCCUCAUCAAUCAAGAGUUACUGUCAUACUUUGACGUUGCAAUUGGUCAAAAUUGGAGAGGAAGAGAGCAUUGGAAAGUCCGAAAAAUCAGGGAAAACUUUAAGAAAGACUCUAGUGGAAAGCAAGUACCUGAAUCCACUAAUUCAGCAGACUCGAACGAAACAACCACGGAAAAGAAGGUUCCAAAGAAACAAUUUGAAAUUAACUUCUUUGAUAUUGAUGAGGACAUAGAAGAAGAGAUAUUUGCCAGUAAAAAGGGCUUUCUUGAAAUACCGGUUAAGCAAAGAACAAACCAAACUCACUUUUUGCUACCUGAUGACUAUAAAUUUACCACAGAAAAGAUUACAAAGCUAUUCAUAAAACCAGACCAAAAGAUGAGCUUUUUCUCGCAUAGAAAGAACGGCAGAAAUAAGCUACAAGGGUCGCUUAGGUACAAUGAUACAGACAUCAAAGAAGGAAGCAACCUGCCGGAAAUUGCAGAUGAGCACUUUUGGGCGGAAAACUACGAGAUUCAUGAAAAGGAGGAGAAUGACGUGCAAGAAUAUGACAACGAAAACGCGGAGAAUGUCAACAAUUUAUCUCUCGAAGAGGAUAACGGGAUUGACUUCAACCAAGCUUUCGAAGACGAAGAUUUAGAUAUGGAUACCAAGGAAGACAUUUUAGGCACCCAAGGAAUACUAUCUAACAACAACAAAGUUACGUAUUCCAGGACUGCAAAGAAAGUCGAUGUGAGAAAACUUAAGAACAAUGUAUGGAAAUCAAUAUCUAAUCGUUUGCAUGUUAUGAAAUCAGAAGAGCAGGAGGAACAGGAACAUCGUGCAGAAUUCCAAGAGGAAGAAGAACAGCAACAGCAAGAAAAGGUUACACGGGAGGUGUAUGACUUGAAAUUCACAGAUAUUGCACAGGAUAUAGGUAAAAUGUACUCCUCGAGUGCCAAGGCAGACCUAUCUACCAGUUUCUGUUUUAUUUGUUUGCUUCACCUUGCAAACGAGUACGGAUUUAGUAUCUCUGACUUUGAUGACUACCAAGACUUGAAAAUCGAAUUCCCUGAAAAAGUCGUUAAUGCAAUCCUCAGUAAGUAG
This is a messenger RNA of Kluyveromyces marxianus DMKU3-1042, 2337 nucleotides long. It is a transcript of the gene BRN1, whose product is annotated as condensin subunit BRN1. Gene Ontology annotation, molecular function: chromatin binding. Bases 1 to 2337 code for a protein of 778 amino acids. The transcript has a single exon. The record is from RefSeq and is a predicted model, not a curated record. Gene Ontology annotation, biological process: mitotic chromosome condensation. Gene Ontology annotation, cellular component: condensin complex. Lineage: Eukaryota; Fungi; Ascomycota; Saccharomycetes; Saccharomycetales; Saccharomycetaceae.